UGUUGCUUUCACUCGCCUGGUUCUUCUCUUCCUCGCAUUUUCCGCCCCCAGAGCAUUCAGCAACCACCGCAAUGGAGGCGCCAAUUUUGCCUCUAACUAAUCGAUAAGAAUUCGAGAUGAGCCUCGCAAUCAGCAGCGGUUUCCCUUAUCCAGCUUCUUCAACUCGUUCCUCCUCCCAAGUCGUAAUGCUGUCUCCGGGCGCCCUACCCACCGCGAAGCUGCAGCCGAUGUUCCGUCCCUCACACCACAUUACGGCAUCGUUUAAUCUCCGCCGGCCGCCGCCCUCGUUUCCGUUGCUGCCGGCCUCGCGUUUGCAGUCACGAACAUUGUCCACCGCCACGAACCACAGCAGCAGCAGUACUACUAUCUCAUCACUUUUCGAUUUCAAAGGUGGAAAAGGGUACUUUUUAUAGAAACCUUCAAUUCUGCCUUUCUUUUGUUACUUCUAGGUUAGAUGCACUGUUCGAUCAUAUGGGCUUUUCUCUUUUCAAUUGAGGUGAAAUUCAGCUGAUUGUGGGUAAUCAUUAACAGGAUGGCUGGAUUCCAUGAUUUGGAGCUGAAAGUGAGAGACUACGAACUGGAUCAAUAUGGAGUGGUCAACAAUGCCGUUUAUGCCAGUUACUGCCAACAUGGUCGUCAUGAACUGUUAGAGAGCAUUGGUAUAAGUGCAGAUGCGGUAGCUCGAACUGGUGAUGCAUUGGCACUCUCUGAAUUGAAUCUCAAAUUUCUUGCACCUCUAAGGGUAAGUUGGUUGAUUUGAAAUUUUACAUAUUACUCUCUACUUUGCUGUUGGAUUGGGGAUAACAAUGCUGAACUUAAUGGUAUGAAAAUCAAUUGUGCAAUCCUUACAUAUGAAAUGCUAUCAAGGAAACUUUCUCUGGAUAAAAGAAGAUGCUGCGAAUGCAAAUGAAGCAAGUGUUUCUUUUUUAACAAGUCAAAUGAAUGUACUUCCAUGGCCUUUUCUUACUGCUGCUUUUCCCCCAUGAAAUUACCAGAGUGGAGAGAGGUUUGUGGUAAGAGUGAGAGUAUCGGACUCUUCUGCUGCCCGGUUAUAUUUUGAGCACUUCAUCUUCAAGUUGCCGAAUAACGAGCCUGUUUUGGAAGCGAAAGCCACAGCUGUAUGGCUGGAUAAGAAUUAUCGGCCUGUUCGAAUUCCUGCAGACGUGAGGUCUAAAUUCGUUCAAUUCCUUCGCCAUGAGGAGUCCAAUUGACCCCCUCACUUUUUGCAACUGAGGGGAAGGUGAGAAGGCAGAUCACAGAAUUUGAUUGUUGAUACUUCUGGAACUGUAUUCUCAAUAUUGCUGAGAAAUGGCCACUUGAUUUCUGCCGCUGCGUUCACAAGCCGACUAAGAUAUAGAGGGCUAACGCCCUUAUUUGUCACUGUUUUCUACACGAGCCCUAUGUUCUGGUCUUUCUGGAAGACAGGAAAAUCCUUACAACUGUUGUAAUAUGUAAAAAUGUGAUUCUGGUGUUAAAAAUUGGGCUGUUUGGAGUGAUCAUAUAUAUUCAUAUCUCUGUGUAGAAAUGAUUGUUCUAGUAUCUAAAAGCUACCAACUUCCAGUUCUGUCCACAACCAAUUUUUUUCCGACGAACACCCCCAUUCUCUAGCGAGCUACGCUGCGAUGGAUCAAGCAACUUUUUCGACGAUGAAGAUGGGAGAUGAUUGAUGGUGGUUAGAAACCAUAAAUAAAGGUCUUUUAAGCAUCUCUUCGUGGGAUAAGUCUCGUGAUCGGCAGAGAAGUAAAGCGGGAAGCAGAGAGAAAACAGAGGAAAACAGAGAAGAGAGACAGAAAUGGAGGGAGGAAGCAAGAAGAAGGUGAUGGUGGCGAUAGACGAGAGCGAGUUCAGCCACUACGCACUCGAAUGGGCUCUCACCAAUAUGGGAGACACCAUCUCCAGCUCUGGUAUUCUCCUCUUCACCGCUCAGCCCCUCGCCGACUUCACCUACCUCCAUGCUUCCACUCUCGGUACCACUCCCCCGGAGUUGGUCGCCUCGCUACAGGAGAAUCAGAAGAAGUUGACUACGGCUCUGUUGGAUAAAGCCAAACAAAUUUGCUCUGCCCAUGGGGUUGAAGCAGAAACAGAGACAAAGGUGGGGGAGCCGAAAGAAGUGAUAUGUGAAGCAGCGGAGAAGCAUGGUGUCAAAUUGCUUGUGCUGGGAAGCCAUAGCAGGGGACCUAUUCAGAGGGCGUUCUUGGGAAGCGUUAGCAACUACUGUGUGCACAAUGCGAAAUGCCCUGUUCUUGUCGUCAAGAAGCCAUCCCCGUAGUUGAUCCAGCUCGAUCUGGGUUUGCUGCAGAUUGUUGAUGGCGGCUGUGAGAUUGUAGUGUGCAUUGGGAUGUAUAAUGAUAAUUCGAAUUGCCUUGCGUUGCAUAGUUGUCUCAGACUCAGUAGAGACGAAAUAAUCAGCCAGUGAGUUGGGUUCUGGACUAUGAAAGCCUGAUACAUUCUGUAUUUAUUAUGUGACUAUGAAAGCCAAAGAAUAAAGAGGCGUGUACGUUUUGAAUUUUUCAUGUGUAUAAUAAUAUUUUGAAGCAUGAAAAUCGUGAUUCUAUGUAAAAGUAAUUGGGUGAUUUAGAAGUGUAAAAAUAUAAUUUUUUAAACUUUAAAACAUAUAUUUUGAUUACAAU
Linum tenue is the source of this 2630-nucleotide messenger RNA. The record is from the annotation of a GenBank genome assembly. NCBI's taxonomy places the organism in Eukaryota, Viridiplantae, Streptophyta, Magnoliopsida, Malpighiales, Linaceae.